Molecule: messenger RNA, 690 nt
Organism: Bactrocera oleae (olive fruit fly)
Lineage: Eukaryota; Metazoa; Arthropoda; Insecta; Diptera; Tephritidae
Source: the annotation of a RefSeq genome assembly
AUGACAACAUGAGCUGCCCUUGGCCUUCAAGAUAGAGCCUCCCCUCUUAUAGAACAACUUACCUUCUUCCAUGAUCACGCACUAAUAAUUCUAGUAAUAAUCACAACAUUAGUUGGCUACUUAAUAUUUAUGCUAUUUUUCAACUCAUAUACAAACCGAAAUCUCCUCCACGGACAAACCAUUGAAAUAAUUUGAACAAUCCUCCCAGCUAUUGUACUCCUAUUUAUUGCUCUUCCAUCUCUUCGACUACUUUAUUUAUUAGAUGAAAUUAAUGAACCUUCAGUAACUCUUAAAGCCAUCGGACAUCAAUGAUAUUGAAGCUAUGAAUACUCAGAUUUUUUAAACGUUGAAUUUGACUCUUAUAUAAUUCCAACCAACGAAUUAUCCGCAGAUGGAUUCCGUCUAUUAGAUGUUGACAACCGAGUAAUUCUACCUAUAAACUCACAAAUUCGAAUUUUAGUGACAGCUGCAGAUGUUAUUCAUUCUUGAACAGUCCCUGCUCUAGGCGUAAAAGUAGAUGGAACACCAGGACGAUUAAACCAAACAAACUUCCUAAUAAACCGACCUGGUUUAUUUUACGGCCAAUGUUCAGAAAUUUGCGGAGCUAAUCACAGAUUUAUACCUAUUGUAAUCGAAAGACUCCCUGUUAAUCAUUUCAUUAAAUGAGUAACUAGUAGAGCUAACUCAUAA